CGGCUGCUGAACCACAGACGGAGAAGGAACUUGUCAAAAACUGUUAAAGCACUAGACAAUUAAAAUGUUACUUCGCGCUUUAGAAAUUAUAUAUUUCAUUUACUUUGCGUCGCACAUUCCAAUUACCCUCAUGGUUGAUCUUCAGGCUUUACUUCCCGAACAUCUGUAUCCACCUGAGCUGAAAAACGUAUUGCACUGGUAUGCUGCUGAAUUCAAGGAUCCGAUGAUGAUGGACCCUCCUGCCUGGUUCAAAUCUUUUGUAUUCUGCGAAGCUCUCGUGCAGCUGCCCUUUUUCCCAGUUGCAGCAUACGCCUUCCUGAAGGGUGGCUGCAAAUGGAUCAGAACUCCAGCAAUCAUUUACUCCGUUCAUGUGGCCACAACUCUAGUCCCAAUUUUAAGCCACGUGCUUUUCCAUAACUUUCCUCUGGCGCCACAUCCAGGACCCCAAACUUUGAACGAACGCCUGACACUGGUGUCAAUUUAUGCUCCGUACCUCAUCAUCCCCGUCAUGAUACUGCUCACCAUGCUCUUCAGUUCAACAUAUAACUCAACCUCUCCGAAAGGAAACACUUCCUCAAAGUCCAAGAAACAAAGAUAAUGCCAGUUCAUCCCAUCUACAC
Molecule: messenger RNA, 620 nt
Organism: Rhinichthys klamathensis goyatoka
Lineage: Eukaryota; Metazoa; Chordata; Actinopteri; Cypriniformes; Leuciscidae
Gene: tmem97
Product: transmembrane protein 97
Exons: 3
Coding region: 65-598 (177 amino acids)
Cellular component (GO): endoplasmic reticulum
Source: RefSeq, a predicted model, not a curated record